Messenger RNA from Penaeus monodon (black tiger shrimp), 2090 nucleotides. RefSeq names its product achaete-scute complex protein T4-like. Lineage: Eukaryota; Metazoa; Arthropoda; Malacostraca; Decapoda; Penaeidae. Gene Ontology annotation, biological process: developmental process; regulation of transcription by RNA polymerase II. The coding region runs from base 1 to 1254 and encodes 417 amino acids. The transcript is spliced from 7 exons. The record is from RefSeq and is a predicted model, not a curated record. Gene Ontology annotation, molecular function: DNA-binding transcription factor activity, RNA polymerase II-specific; RNA polymerase II transcription regulatory region sequence-specific DNA binding; protein dimerization activity.
AUGAAGGAAUUGCCCCAGUUCUCGAGCUCCAUCCGAAAGCUGUCAAGAGGCCCCUUUCACCAACGCACCCGAAGGCAGCAUUCAGCCCACCAAAAACGCCCCCACCACCCCGUAACCCCUUCGCCCGCCCCGCACGCCACCUACGCCCCCACACCAACGGCCCUAAAACCCUUCUCCCUUCGACGCGGUAACUCCGACGAAUCCUUGGGCCGCAGCGAGGACUUGGCGAGGGAGAUCGAGAAGGCUGGGAAGAUGAAAAGUUGGGAGCAGUGUGACCUCAGGUCACCUUCAAGCUCAAAUAUCUGCUCAGUCCUAAGAUUUUAUAAUGCGGAAGAAGAAAAUGUAGUUAGUAGACGUCCGCCUCUCUUACUGCACGUGUAUUCCACAAGGAUGUCGGUUGCCACCACACAGCGCCUGGUGCCAAUUCGGCCAUCGCCACACAAGGGCGUGACAGUGUCUAAGAACGUCACAGUGAUCACAACUUCGGCUUCUCCCGCCACGUUAACGCCGCCCAAGACGGGACUCAAAAGGAAAUUGGCAGAUCCAAGUCCCGAACCUGUGAAGUGUAAGCGACGCAUCAACUUUAGUGGCGUCGGGUAUGUAGUGUCGCCAGUGCCCGUGACAGUAGCCCGCCGAAAUGCCCGUGAGAGGAACCGUGUCAAGCAAGUGAACAACGGCUUUGCAACGCUGCGCCAACACAUACCCGGAGCCGCCAAAGCCAAGAAGAUUAGCAAAGUAGAAACCUUAAAACAGGCAGUGGAGUAUAUAAGAUCUUUACAGGAGUUGUUGGACACGCACGAUGCCCUGAUGCACCGCACCAACACGCUCGUCGCCUCCAGCCAGCCCUCGCCCGCGCCCAAGGAGCCAUCACACCCUUACACCAACGCCGUGGCGCCCACGACUGUCUUGUCCCAGCAACAGUACCGUGUUUUACAGUACCCAAGCUACUAUUACAGUGAAAACGUGUCUCCAGUGCCUGCGUCAGUGUACCCCAUGAACGUAUCUGCAGUGUCUCCCACGUGCAGUGACGCAGCGGUGUCCCCAACGCCUUCGUACGAUUCCGCGUACUCGUCGCAGUCCUCUCACGAGACGCCGGUCACGGUCACCACCACCAGCCUAAGCAACAUGUUCAACCCAGCCAGCACCACGACCCUGCCGGACACCUACGACCCCCUGGACGCCUACGAGUCAGCCACGUCGCCCGAGGACGAGGAGCUACUAGACGCCAUCGCCCUGUGGCAGCAGUGUCAAUAGCAGGUCCUACAAGGGAAAGAAUCUAGUCAUGCUUGUCUAUCAUCAUGUACUGCUGGUCAACUUCUCCAGUCCAUCUUCUACCAAGUCCAGGAGACCUUCUGAGGACACAGUCUCCAAACUUUAAAGUCUUUAAGUCCUCAUAACUUUGGAGCUUUAUAUCUUAAACUUUCAAGAACAAGGCGUGUAUUUUACUAUAGCUUCUCAAGUUCUACUGACUCGCUUCGUGAAUUUCGCCCACCAAGAAGAUUCCAGGAAUCCAAGGAAAGCCGAUCUCCCAGCCUCGAGAGUCCGCCGACCGAGUUUUCCAGGCGCACGAAUAGGCUGUGCGGAGGGCCCAGCGCCCGGAGUCCAGCCGACCACCGCCCUUCCCGAAGAGCUUGCCGUGUUCGAGUCCGAGGACGCUGCUGUCUCGCAAGAAGAGGAAGGCAGAAAGGGGCUGCCCACUUUCUAAUGCUAAUAAUAAUCGAUAUCGUGCAGUUCCACAACGGACUUAACCCUAGGAAUAAGGAAGGCUAUAGCGAUGAAAGAGGCGGUAAAGAUAGAAGAGUUAGAAGAGCAACGUGAUACAAAGAAAAAUCCGGUCGACCAACCAUAAAACAAGUGAACAAAAGAAAAAAAAGGUAUAACAGCCAACAACGGACAGGCACUGGGGGACCGUUGUAGCUAGAAGUCUCCCGUUGUCUCAUUGGUGUCUUGAAGUUGUAGAUUCACAAGUCUCCUAUUAGUAUUGUAAAUCUCUAGCAGACUCACUUUAAAAGAAGCAUGACAAGAUAAAAAGAUGGGAAGAUACAGUUCAUAUAUUCAUUGUUUCUCUUUGGUGGGGAAGGAAUUAUCUG